AUGGGGACAUUCAUCGUUUCGUUCAUUGGGAACAGCUUCAUCGAAUACGCGCGCGACACGCAGCCGCUGCGGCUGCUCAGCCCAGACCCUGACAAGCAGCGGCGCAUUCUGGUGGUCACCUUCUUCACCAUCAUCAUAGCCUUCAUCACGCUAUUUGGGGUGAUGACGAUCCCGGACAUUGCGCGGGAGGGGGCCGACUUUGUCAACCGGCUCAAGAGCGACAACGUCUGGGUCGUCCUGGUGGAGAAGAUGCGGACGGGCCUGGGGGAGCCCGUGAUGGAGGCGAUUGAGCGUGUGGUGCUGCUGGCCACGGCCAACGACAUCACGCGCGCCGCAGUGGACCAUGGCCACGUGAGCGGGAGGCGGGGCGCAAAGGGGGCCGCCGGCGAGGCGCGGGGAGGGUUGGUUGGGCCGCGGGCGUGGGGAAAUGACAGUGGCGGCCUAGCAGUCACUGAGGAGUGGACUGCGGAGCGCAGUGUGCAGCUGGGUCUGGCUGUGAGCGGCAUGCUCAAGGGCUACACCACCACCGCGGCCACCAUCAUCACCGCCAUGCUCAAGAGCGUCACGCGCUUCACCAUACAGGUGUUUGUGGCUCUGAUCCUGGGGUUCUUCACGCUGUGGGAUCUCCCCCUCAUCAGCAGAGGGGUGGAGAGCCUCAAGCAGUCGCGGCUGGCUCCGUUAUAUGAGGAGGUGGCGCCCGUGCUCGGGGUGUUUGGCAAGCUGUUUGGGAAGGCGCUGGAGGCACAGGCGCGCAUCGCGAUGGUCAACACCGGGUUGACCGCCCUCGGCAUGUGGGCCCUGGCCAUCCCCGGCGUCGGCCUGCUGUCCCUCUUCGUAUUCAUCUGCAGCUUCAUCCCCAUCGCGGGGGUCAUCAUAUCCACCACGCCCAUCGGGUUCGUGGCCCUCACCGAGUACGGCUUCAUGAAGCUGGCGCUCGUCAUACUCAUGGUCACGGGCGUCCACUUCGUGGAGGCCUACGGCCUCAACCCGGCCAUCUACAGCGCGCACCUCAAGCUGCACCCCCUCAUGGUCCUGUGCGCCCUGGUGGUGGCAGAGCACAGCCUGGGGGUCUGGGGGCUGCUGCUGGCGGUGCCGCUGACGGUCUUCGCCCUGGACUACCUCAUACGCUACCCGGACUCCUCUGUGACCGAGGUCGGUGCGAAGGAGUUGGAAAAGGUGGGCACGCAGCGCGGCCGCGGCGGCGGCCCCCACCCCGCGUCCAACAGCGUCAAGCCGUGA
Monoraphidium neglectum is the source of this 1239-nucleotide messenger RNA. RefSeq lists its product as hypothetical. Bases 1 to 1239 code for a protein of 412 amino acids. NCBI's taxonomy places the organism in Eukaryota, Viridiplantae, Chlorophyta, Chlorophyceae, Sphaeropleales, Selenastraceae. The transcript is spliced from 9 exons. The record is from RefSeq and is a predicted model, not a curated record. Gene Ontology annotation, biological process: transmembrane transport.